CACCACGUCCAGCCCCCACAUUGCUUCUGGCCUCCGUGGUAGACCUAGUGGGAGGAAUUUAAAUAAAGGAAAUCACUCCGGUUUUGGCUACCAGUGAUCCUAAAUCCUGGCCCUCCCACUUUAUUUACUGCUUUCAUCGUAAAUUGAGGUUGUGAAACCUUUUUCACAUGAAUCCAUAUAUGAUAGAGACUGCACCCCACCCUGCCCCGGCUUAUAAGGAAAUCCUGUGGACUCAGAAUUUAUCUUCAUUUUUUUUUUUUUUACAACAUGGGGUCUCUCUAUGUUGUCCAGGCUGGUCUCAAACUCCUGGACUCAGGCAAUCCUCCCACUUCAGCCUCCUGAGUAGGUGGGACGACAGGCACAUGGCACUGUGCCUGGCUUUAAAAUACCUUUUUAUCACAAAAUUGUUUUACUUAUUAAUAGAAAUUUCAGGGAAAAAGAAUCCAUUGUUCUACCACUUGAUUUUAAUAUCAAACCUAUUAAUAUAUUAUUAAACCUGAUUUUUUUUUUUUUUUUUUUUUUUAGUUUCACUCUUGUUGGCCAGACUGGGAUGCAGUGGCACAAUCUCGGCUCAUCACAACCUCCGCCUCCCAGGUUCAAGUGAUUCUCCUGCCUCAGCCUCCCAAGUAGCUGGGAUUACAGGCAUGCGCCACCAUGCCCAGCUAAUUUUGUGUUUUCAGUAGAGACAGGGUUUCUCCAUGUUGGUCAGGCUGGUCUCGAAUUCCUGACCUCAGGUGAUCUGCCUGCCUCUGCCUCCCAAAGUGGGAUUAUAGGUGUGAGCCACUGUGCCCAGCCUAAACCUGAUCUUAAUGAUCAAACCUGACCUUGAUAUUUGGGUGAACUUCUCACCUGCCUUUAAUUCAUAUAUAUAUAUAUUUUUUAGAUGGUGUCUUGCUCUGUCGCCAGGUUGGAGUGCAGUGGCACGAUCUCGGCUCACUGCAACCUCUGCUCCCGGGCUCACUGCAACCUCUGCUCCCGGGUUCAAGCGAUUCUACUGCCUCAGCCUCCCAGGUAGCUGGGACUACAGGUGCACACCACCACGCCCAGCUAAUGUUUGUAUUUUUAGUAGAGGUGGGGUUUCACCAUGUUGGCCAGGAUGAUCUCGAUCUCCUGACCUCAUGAUCCACCCACCUCAGCCUCCCAAAGUGCUGGGAUUACAGGCGUGAGCCACCACGCCCAGCCUAAUUCAUACAAUUUUAAAGAAAACAACAGCGUAAAUGCAGCAGGAAGGUUUUGCUGCCUCGGCUUUAGGGAGCCCCCUAGACAGCGAACGGCCCCUUUGCGUGCAGAAGUCGGGGAAGAGUGCUCUCAGCUCGCCUUCCUUGCAAGAUGCCGGUGCAGCUGACGACAGCCCUGCGUGUGGUGGGCACCAGCCUGUUUGCCCUGGCAGUGCUGGGUGGCAUCCUCGCAGCCUAUGUGACGGGCUACCAGUUCAUCCACACAGAAAAGCACUACCUGUCCUUCGGCCUGUAUGGCGCCAUCCUGGGCCUGCACCUGCUCAUUCAGAGCCUGUUUGCCUUCCUGGAGCACCGGCGCAUGCGGCGUGCUGGCCAAGCCCUGAAGCUGCCCUCCCCGCGGCGGGGCUCGGUGGCACUGUGCAUUGCCGCAUACCAGGAGGACCCUGACUACUUGCGCAAGUGCCUGCGCUCGGCCCAGCGCAUCUCCUUCCCUGACCUCAAGGUGGUCAUGGUGGUGGAUGGCAACCGCCAGGAGGACGCCUACAUGCUGGACAUCUUCCAUGAGGUGCUGGGUGGCACCGAGCAGGCCGGCUUCUUUGUGUGGCGCAGCAACUUCCAUGAGGCAGGCGAGGGUGAGACGGAGGCCAGCCUGCGGGAGGGCAUGGACCGUGUGCGGGACGUGGUGCGGGCCAGCACCUUCUCGUGCAUCAUGCAGAAGUGGGGAGGCAAGCGCGAGGUCAUGUACACGGCCUUCAAGGCCCUCGGCGAUUCGGUGGACUACAUCCAGGUGUGCGACUCUGACACUGUGCUGGAUCCAGCCUGCACCAUCGAGAUGCUUCGAGUCCUGGAGGAGGAUCCCCAAGUAGGGGGAGUCGGGGGAGAUGUCCAAAUCCUCAACAAGUACGACUCAUGGAUUUCCUUCCUGAGCAGCGUGCGGUACUGGAUGGCCUUCAACGUGGAGCGGGCCUGCCAGUCCUACUUUGGCUGUGUGCAGUGUAUUAGCGGGCCCUUGGGCAUGUACCGCAACAGCCUCCUCCAGCAGUUCCUGGAGGACUGGUACCAUCAGAAGUUCCUAGGCAGCAAGUGCAGCUUCGGGGAUGACCGGCACCUCACCAACCGAGUCCUGAGCCUUGGCUACCGAACUAAGUAUACCGCACGCUCCAAGUGCCUCACAGAGACCCCCACUAAGUACCUCCGGUGGCUCAACCAGCAAACCCGCUGGAGCAAGUCUUACUUCCGGGAGUGGCUCUACAACUCUCUGUGGUUCCAUAAGCACCACCUCUGGAUGACCUACGAGUCAGUGGUCACGGGUUUCUUCCCCUUCUUCCUCAUUGCCACGGUUAUACAGCUUUUCUACCGGGGCCGCAUCUGGAACAUUCUCCUCUUCCUGCUGACGGUGCAGCUGGUGGGCAUUAUCAAGGCCACCUACGCCUGCUUCCUUCGGGGCAAUGCAGAGAUGAUCUUCAUGUCCCUCUACUCCCUCCUCUAUAUGUCCAGCCUUCUGCCAGCCAAGAUCUUUGCCAUUGCUACCAUCAACAAGUCUGGCUGGGGCACCUCUGGCCGAAAAACCAUUGUGGUGAACUUCAUCGGCCUCAUCCCUGUGUCCAUCUGGGUGGCAGUUCUCCUGGGAGGGCUGGCCUACACAGCUUAUUGCCAGGACCUGUUCAGUGAGACGGAGCUAGCCUUCCUUGUCUCUGGGGCUAUACUGUAUGGCUGCUACUGGGUGGCCCUCCUCAUGCUGUAUCUGGCCAUCAUCGCCCGACGAUGUGGGAAGAAGCCGGAGCAGUAUAGCUUGGCUUUUGCUGAGGUGUGACAUGGCCCCCAAGCAGAGCGGGUAAAGUGCAAUGGGUAAGGGAGGGAAAGGGAAUGGAAAAGAAAAGACGGGGUGGGAGGGAGGAGGGAGUGCUGUGUUUUAGUCUCUUAAUGGUCCAAAGGACAAAUCUAAAAUGCAAAGAACGGUGACGUAGUAUGGCCUGACAGCUCUGUUUAGAGGAGGCAACACUGAUCCCCCAGGUGCAGGGCUGCAGGCGAUUCUGUUUUCAGACUGCCUGUCUGCUUGCAUCUGCACAUAGGCAGUAGCCUCCCCCUGGGCUCCAGAGGGCACUCAGAAGCGUGCUAAACCAAGUAAGUCCCAUUCAGUGGCAACUUGUGAUAGGUACCUGAGUGAUGGCAACCUGUGGAAGGAGGUUCUCCCAGCCCAUCUGAACACAACCAGAGGUGGCAGGAGAAUUUCUAUUGAGCGAGCUGGGCCGGUUAGUGUAUGUCACCCCCACCCCACCCCUCAGUAGUCAUCAAUGCAAUAAGAUUGCGCCUGAGAUACAAGGCCCAGAAGCCUGAUCUUUGGGCAUCAGAAAACAGGGUCCAGGAAUGGUGCUUCAUGUGAGAUACCCCACUCCACAUCAACAUUCCAGGGAUGAGCCAAACCAGCAGGGAGUUAGCACUGAACUGCUUUUAAAAGUGUACAUUAAAAAGGAAAGUUUGCCAGGAGGAACAAAGAGAUUGUGGUGGUGCUAAAGGAGGCCAUAAGCAAUACAGAGGCCUUGGGUGUUCCACCUGGAAACUGCUCAGACGUCUAGAUGGGUUCUUAGCUUGUCUGUGAUCUCUGCUGGGGAGAUAAAAAGAUUAAGCCCCAACAUGUUCAGAAAAGAAGUGAAGUCUUGGGUAUUUUAACCCGUAUACUCUUGAAUUCCUCUCAAAUUCAGCUCUGAUCUGAGGCUAAGACACACUCCUCACUUCACUUUCUUCAAAGCCACAUUUUUUGAGGUAUCACUGCAGUCACCUCUUCUACCCUCAUCAUCAUGGGUAAGAAGUUUUUCAAGGUGGCAACUGGGGCGGAGCCCCGGCUCUUACAGAAGCUUCAGCAGGAGGCAAGCGUGUUCUCAGCACAUAUGGAAACUAUGAGGAGCCUCUGAUCAAAUUGGCUACAAUCUUGGAGCUGCUUGGACGGAUUCCUUGGCAGCCGGGUUAGCAUGUGUGACUUUCAGGCUACUGUUCUUGACAAUCAUCUCCCAUGGAAAGCUUUUCAGUGUUCCCAAAGUGAACUCUCAAAUCCAAAAUGGUUAUCUUUGAGACCAUCCAUUCUCCUCAGUGGCUUCUCCAGGGAAUUCUUACAGCCAAGUUGUGACAGUCACUGCAUUUGCUUGCUUCUUUCCAGAAACCAAACUAGGAGAUGAAACUGGUUCCUACAUCCUAAGGUUCUUGCUUUCUCUCUCAUGCCUCCUGAGGCUGUUUUUGGCUGUUUUCCCUCUGCUGCUUUUGGGGAAUGAGGGGAAACCAUUUUCCAGUGACUUGCAAUCCAGGCUGUUCUCAGCGUUUUGAGUUUAAAACCUGGGAUCCUGACUAAGCCUUUGACUUAAGGGUUGCUUGCUUGCCCUCCAAAUGUCCUUUCUCAGAGGGGCCAGCUAACCCGUGCAGAACCAGCACUAAGGUGGACAGCAGACGAGAGGGCAAGCCUCUAGUGUACCUAGUGCUUCCUACAAAGACGCAAGGUGUGCUCUGAGCCACAGAUGGGCAAACCCUGGUGCUUUCCUUCAUCUCCCAUGAACUCAAGGGUUUUCCAAGUGUAGCUAACAGCUGCCACAUCACACAGACCUCGAGUUUCUGGUAAGACUGCUGGUUGACAUCAGACCCAACCCAUGAAGGCUGGAAGGCAGCAGGCAUUUGCUAAGGCAGCUGAUCCAGGCAAUCGUUCUGCUGGCCAAGAAGUAAACUAAACUAUUUUGAGCAUUAGAAUGGAGGAAAUCUGGUCAGCCAAGUGCAGAGUUCAGACUUCGCUAAGGGCUUGUUUUUCUUCAGCAUUUACUUGAAGAUGAUUAAGGUAGGAGGACAGGCUCUCCUGGCUGUCCUACCAUCAGCUCUGCCUUGCACUGUGGUCAUCAACUUUCCUCAAAUCAAAACAGGCAGGUACAGGUAAUGGGCUCACAACGUUUGACCUCGACUGGUUUUUCUAAGUUAUUUUGUACAUUUUUCAGCAGCAAAACCAAACUGGGUCUUCAGCUUUAUCCCCAUUUCUUGCAAGGGAAGAGCCUUUAUACAAUUGGAUACAUUUUGGUUUUUCGUCACUGAGAAUUCGAAUCCUCUUUUGUAUUGUUUCUACAAUAAUUUGUAAACAUAUUUAUUUUUACCCUUUUUUUUUAAUUUUCAGGUCAAGUUUUUUAUACUGCACUUAUUUGUCAAAAUAAAGAUUCUCACAUAUGCUGGUUA
Molecule: messenger RNA, 5381 nt
Organism: Symphalangus syndactylus (siamang)
Lineage: Eukaryota; Metazoa; Chordata; Mammalia; Primates; Hylobatidae
Gene: HAS3
Product: hyaluronan synthase 3
Biological process (GO): extracellular matrix assembly; hyaluronan biosynthetic process; polysaccharide biosynthetic process
Cellular component (GO): plasma membrane
Molecular function (GO): hyaluronan synthase activity
Source: RefSeq, a predicted model, not a curated record